Microthlaspi erraticum is the source of this 354-nucleotide messenger RNA. Lineage: Eukaryota; Viridiplantae; Streptophyta; Magnoliopsida; Brassicales; Brassicaceae. The record is from the annotation of a GenBank genome assembly.
AUGAAAUUAUCCCGGCACAAGAGCUUCCGGCGCCAACUGAAUUCAGCAGAUUAUGAGAAUGAGAGACUGGGCCGAGCAGAAGCAGAGAUGAGUAGAGGAGACCCACGAUGGUCAAUAUGGGCCACAACCAAAAUAGAUACGAUGAAGCUCGGAGAGAGACUAGCGAGCUCUCAAGCAAAACCGCAAAGGAAGGAACCGCCCUCUGCGGAAAGGAGAGAAGAUGAGAUGGUAAACCUAGAUCCAAAAUCGUCCGGCGGGUCAGGCGGAUCUGGUGGGUCGGGAGGGUUGGAGAAGUUCACCGACGAAGACCGAGAGUUGAGCCGGCGGAGGAGAGGCCGUCUUCACUGGAUCUAG